UAGUUUUAAUAGGUCGUAUAGCCCAAUCCUUGGAAAUAUGGGCCAAUUUCCACAAAAUAUCGUCUUCAACAUAUUUCCCUCGCAUAAUUUAUCAGAUUGUCACCUUCUCUUCUCCACUGAAUUUCUUCCUCUCUCUCUCCUCCUUCCACCAUCAAUGGCGGCAACAACCACGGCUAACAAAGUCCAUAACAUCUUCGAAAAUCUCGAAACUCAAAAAGCUAUACUCUGCAAAUGCACCGACCUAUACAAAGCCCUAACUUCCCAUUUCACCAAUCUCCAACAAUCAAUCGAUUCCAAAACCCUAACCCUAGAAGCAAACCUCCAAAAUCUCGAUUCAACCCACCAGAAAUCUCUCGAAGAACUCUAUGAACGCGAAACUUCAAUCCCAGAACGGUUGAUUUCUCUCUCCUCAGAAAUUGAGUCUAAGAAGCAAUCCGCCAUUGCCGAGGUCGAGAAAGCUCUAGAUGAAUCCGCGCCAUUGUCGGAGGUUCUGAGGUCGUUGUGUAGAAGGAUGGACCAUAGUAAUUUGCUGAGGUUUGUGGUGGGUAAGAGGAAGGAAACGGCGUCGUUGAGGUGGGAAAUGAGGGAAGCGUUGAAGGAGUGUGUGGACCCUGAGAGGAUGGUUCUAGAAGCGGUGAAGGAGUUUUUAGCGGCGAAGGAGGCGGGAAUGCGAGGGAUGGCGGAUAAGCGGUGGGCGUGUGGGGUGGUUGUGACGGGGUUGUUUCCGGCGGAGGAGUUGAAGAAGAAGAAGAAGAAGAAGAAGAAGAAGAAGAGUGUUGGGGUUGAUUUUGCGAGGAAGACGGUGGAGGAGGCGGAGGAGGUGGUAAGAGGUUGGAGAGAGAAAACGGAGCAGGUUGGUGAUGGGGAAGGCGGUAUGGGUUCGGCCGAGGCGGCAAUGUUUUUGCAGGUUGUGGUGGGGUUUGGAUUGAAGGAGAUUUUUGAGGAGGAGUUUUAUAGGAAUAUGGUGGUGGAAUUUGCUGCUAGGAGAGAUAUGGCUAAGCUUGCUUUACCCAUUUUUGGUGAUCAAAUUGCAGAUUUGAUUGAUCAGUUGGUAAAAAAUGAAAAGGAAGUUGAGGCAGUAUAUUUCGUUUCUGAGUCUGGCUUAAUUGAAAAGUACCAGCCUGUGUCCCUUCUCAAGUCUUCUUUGCGCCAUGUCAAAAAGAAAACCACAGAAAUACUGAAGAAAGGCAACCAUAACGCUGGUGCAACUGAUGAAGCCAACACUUUUGAGAUGAAUUACACCAGGUCUAUCAUCAGAUGUGUUGAAGACCAUAAGCUUGAGGCUGAAUUUUCUGUUAAUAGCUUGAAGAAGCGGCUUUCUUUGCUGGAGAAAGCAAAGUCUGAUAAGAAAAAAAGUUCUGCAUCCAACAGCUCCAAACCUUCUAACAAAAGAGCUCACAGCAGUGGGGGUCCCCCUCGGAGCAGAGGUGCACCGCCUCCACGUCCUGCAAAAAUGCAAAAAUUCCCGAGUCCGCACCCAACGUAUGGUCAGCGUGAUGCAGUCUCACGCUCACCGGCUCUUAGCCCAGUAUCAAGAUAUCUGGGCCACUACAGUUUGUCUGGUCAGACUGCCUAUGAUCCAGGCCUCACUGCAUCAACUUAUGGGGCAAGUUUACCGAAUCAGACUGCCUAUGAUCCAGCACUCACUGCAUCCACUUAUGGUCAGAGGUAUGAUGCUUCUCUUGCUCCAACUGCUGACCAGGUUGCUCAACAACAGUAUGGAGUAGCUGGUGGCAGUGCUCCUAGUCCUAGUGUUGGGCCACGGUUUGUCGGUUCUUAUGGAUUGCAGAGUGCGUAUGGAACAUAUGAUUAUGGUGCCACCCCGACAUCUACUUAUCAGCCUCCUUACGGAAAAUAAUAUCCGGUACUAGGAGUAGACAUGCUGAUCCUAAGUUAGUACUAGCAUAGAGUAGAGUAUACAUUUCAGUCCAGUAGGGGGAAGCUGUACAUUCUCUCUACUUUGGAGUUGUAUAAAUUUUAAGAAAGGAAGUACAAAGAAGUUUGGAUUGCCUUUUUUUUCAAGGGUAAUCCUUGCUUUAAAAUAUAGGGUUUUUUUUUUUUUAUUUUUUUCAAGCGUAAUCCUUUUCUUUUUGCCUGCAUACCUGUGCCAGUGCCUGUGCUAGAAGGUCUUUGACCCCAUGCCAAUCUUAGGCACUCAGAUAAGAUGUUAUGGAGAGGAAGACCAAGUUAAUAGUUGGAUAAUGGAUCA
Chenopodium quinoa (quinoa) is the source of this 2209-nucleotide messenger RNA. Its product is annotated as FRIGIDA-like protein 4a. NCBI's taxonomy places the organism in Eukaryota, Viridiplantae, Streptophyta, Magnoliopsida, Caryophyllales, Amaranthaceae. The transcript is spliced from 3 exons. The coding region runs from base 38 to 1858 and encodes 606 amino acids. The record is from RefSeq and is a predicted model, not a curated record.